AAUGUGUAUGUACAUGUACAUAACACCCUACACCUCUUAAUAUACGGCAAAUUGAACGUGGUGGGCCUGCCAUGCUUCUACAUUACUCAUAAUCAUUACAGAAUAUCCUCAAAUUGUGACGGUGUGUAACUGAUAUACAGGACGUUUCUCUCGGUCUGUGGUUAACACUCAGUUCGUUUUGAUGGCAGUCUUCCGGAGUGUGCUCUGCGUUUUGUUUAUAGCAGGACACCUAUCCACAUGUGCCUAUGGGACUCCAAGUAGGCCCACCCCGUCUGUCAGUGUCGGGAAUACAAUUACAACGACCGUGACAACCCAAACCACGCCUGUGGCGACCACUACUGGCCCUACCACCACUGAGCCUGCCACCACCACUGGCCACACCACCACUGGCCACACCACCACUGGCCAUACAACUACUGGCCCCACCACCACCACUGGCACCACCACCACUGGCCCAGUCACCACUGCCGCCCCCGUCACCACUGCCAAUACCACGACCGCAAACACCACCAUUGCCCCUACCACCACCCAGCCAAUCACAACGGGGUCGCCGACGACCGUAGUGCCACCGCCCACCACGGUUGGGAACUGGACACUGAAAAACAAAAAGGGGAAAAACUGCAUGCGGAUGUCGUUUGCCGCCCAAAUGAAUGUGUCAUACACCAAAGUAGAUGGAACGGCAGGAACGGUUAUAAUGAACCUGAGUCCGAGAGAGGCUGUUGUCACCAGUACUUGUAAAAGUGGCAAGCCGUCUCGAGAUCUUGACGUGUACCCGUUCGCUACUGAUUACGAUUGGAGCUUCUCACUGUCCUUCGAGAAGACAUCGGGAGGUUAUGCUCUCACAAAGGUGUCGACAUCUUGGGACUACGACAGUCGUUUCGUCGACUCAUCACUUUUUGGUUUCUCGUCAGAAAGUUACGGGACCGAUAACCUUCUUGAUCAGUCGGUAGAGUUGGGGAAAUCUUACUCGUGCGUCGAACCACUCACAGUAUCCACUGGGUUAGCCACCGUGAUGCUGUGGGAUAUGAACCUGCAACCAUUUGCUGAAGAGGCCGACGGCAAUUUCGGAGAAGCGGAACCCUGUCAUGUUGCGGCGGCGAGUUUUGGAGGCAUCCUUGUAGCCGUUUUGGGCGUCUUUUUACUCCUCGGUGCUGUUACUCUGGUAGUUGUCAUUGUGGUGAAGAAACGAAAGAGGUCAGCCGCAGCACCUUACACAACCUUGACAGCUUAAAGGAUGUGGGUACUUUUUGUAACACAAUACACAAUGUCCACAGAUUUACGUUGAACUUACACCGUUUGAAGAUAAU
Molecule: messenger RNA, 1307 nt
Organism: Asterias rubens (European starfish)
Lineage: Eukaryota; Metazoa; Echinodermata; Asteroidea; Forcipulatida; Asteriidae
Product: cell wall protein DAN4-like
Exons: 6
Coding region: 182-1231 (349 amino acids)
Cellular component (GO): membrane
Source: RefSeq, a predicted model, not a curated record